This is a messenger RNA of Macrosteles quadrilineatus (aster leafhopper), 1528 nucleotides long. RefSeq names its product endoplasmic reticulum-Golgi intermediate compartment protein 3-like. Gene Ontology annotation, biological process: retrograde vesicle-mediated transport, Golgi to endoplasmic reticulum; endoplasmic reticulum to Golgi vesicle-mediated transport. Gene Ontology annotation, cellular component: endoplasmic reticulum; Golgi membrane; endoplasmic reticulum membrane. The transcript is spliced from 11 exons. Bases 119 to 1291 code for a protein of 390 amino acids. Lineage: Eukaryota; Metazoa; Arthropoda; Insecta; Hemiptera; Cicadellidae. The record is from RefSeq and is a predicted model, not a curated record.
GGGUUCACUGUGUAUCGCCUGCUUCAAUAAUUUUUGUUUACGUGUAUGUUAUUAGGUUAAAAUUUUAAAUCAAUUAUUUAUUUAAAGGCUAAUUUAAGUUUUAUAGUGGAAAAAUAUAAUGAAUUUUCUAAAAAAGUUCCAGCCUAGUAUAGAAACACUCAAACAGUUAGAUGCAUAUUCAAAGCCCAUUGAGGAUUUUAGGGUUAAAACUGUUUCUGGAGGGACAGCCUCGAUUCUUUGUUGGCUAGUGAUUGCAAUUUUGCUGAGUAAGCGUGUCUAUGAAUUUGCAUUCAACACAGAAACAGUGGAGAUGAUAGUAGUUGAUACUUCUAGUGGAAGCAAACUGCAGAUUAACAUAGAUAUUGUGGUACCAGCUGUGUCGUGUGAUUACCUUGCCCUUGAUGCAAUGGACUCUUCUGGCGAACAACAUUUACAUAUUGAACAUAGUAUAUUCAAACGACGUUUAGAUCUUGCUGGAAACCCCAUUGAAGAUCCCAAGAAGGAAGAGAAACUUGGGACGCAUAAAUCACAGAAUGAUACCGCAAUUGCUUUGCCCAAGUGUGGAAGCUGUUAUGGUGCUGAAAAUCCAGAAAGAAAUAUUACUUGCUGUAACACGUGCGAAGAUGUGAAGAAAGCGUAUGAACUGAAGAGAUGGUCUCUAGUAGAGAUUGAUAAAGUAGAGCAAUGUAGGUCUACUCAAGAUGCAGAGAAGGUAGCUCGGGCUCUCAAGGAAGGCUGUCAAAUAUAUGGGUAUCUGGAGGUUAAUCGGGUGGGAGGAAGUUUUCAUGUGGCUCCAGGACAAAGUUUUUCAGUGAAUCACGUACAUGUGCACGAUGUCCAACCGUUUUCAUCGUCUGCAUUCAACACAUCACACAUCAUUCGUCAUUUAUCCUUCGGCAAAACCAAACUGGCCGGAGUCAACCCGCUGGACAACUCGCGGUCGAUAGCAACCGAAGGUGCUGUCAUGUACCAGUACUACAUCAAGAUUGUCCCGACGAAAAGGUUUCAUAAAGAUGGCAUGGUUUUGUAUUCCAAUCAAUUUUCUGUGACAAAACAUUCUAAGGUCGUGUCUCCAGGCAGUGGUGAUUCAGGAAUGCCUGGAAUAUUUUUUAGCUACGAACUUUCAGCCCUCAUGGUGAAAAUAUCUGACAAAGUUAUCCCCUGGAGUCACUUUCUCAACGACUGCUGUAGUUGUAUUGGAGGAGUCUUCAUCGUCUUUAUGCUGCUCGAUUCAUUUUUCUAUAGAUCUGUUGUUUUAUGGAAAAAAAUGGAAAUAGGAAAAGCACAUUGAAAACAUUGAAACUUAAAGCGAAAAAAAGACUACCGGUACUGAUUUAUUUAAGGGGAGUGGCAAUCUGGAGCGUUACAGUACAUUCUAGCUCGAUAAAACAUACACACUGUUGAUAACCAUAUUUUUACUAGUUGUAUAUUUUAUUCCUAUGUUACUUUUAUAUUUGUGUGUAUGUGUAGUAGGCGCCUUAAAAUAAGAAAAUAAUUAGCAAAACCUAGAAAUAAUUAGAACACAGAU